Molecule: messenger RNA, 3321 nt
Organism: Colletotrichum gloeosporioides
Lineage: Eukaryota; Fungi; Ascomycota; Sordariomycetes; Glomerellales; Glomerellaceae
Exons: 2
Source: RefSeq, a predicted model, not a curated record
AUGGAGGCCGCUGGUCUUGCCUCUAGUAUCCUGACAUUCAUCGACAUUUCCUUCAAGAUCGUCAAAGGCGCCCAUGAGCUCUACAGGUCCGCUUCCGGUUCGACGUCAGAAAACGAGCACAUCGCCAACGUUGUCCUGGAUCUGGAGAAAGCUUCUGGCUAUUUGAGCAUCGCUCAGUCAGGAAAUAACGAUCCAGGACUUCAGAGCCUGUUGGUUCAGUGUCAAAGCUUAUCAUGCGAUUUACUCGAGCUUCUGGAUAAGCUUCGAGUCAAAGACAAGACUCUCUUCAAAAGCUUUGCUGCUGCCUUUGCAAAUGCUCGCAAGCAAAAGGACAUUGCCUCGAUCGAACAUCGUCUGGAUCGAUACAGGCAGCAGGUUUUGCUUCGUCUCAGCCUUCUUUUCUGUCAAAGUCAAGCACCGAUUCGCGCGCAGCUCGAGGCUAUCCGAAAAGAAAGCAACCGAUUCGAGAAUAAGCAUGCGUCGGAAUUGGAAAGGAUGCACGCCAAAUUGGAAGAGAUUAUAAAAGCUUUGAGGAGCCAGCAAACCGAUGCAAGGCCGGAUGCCACCCGUGACCCGACAGAAGAGUCGGGUCAGAUCCCCAAUGUUCUCAAAUCUCGUGAAACAGGGAUAGAUUCAAGAGCAUUCGAUAUAACUGUGGGAGGUGAGGCAUUCCGGCUAAUCUCCCAAAGACUAGAUGUAUCGGGCGGCCUUGCGGAUCUUGCCAACAUCUUGAGCGGGCUGAAGCCGUUGUUUGAUGCUAUACAGAACGAGAACAGCAUCCUCAGCUUCUUAUACUUUGAUGAAAUGUUUCGUAGAGAGGAUACUGUACGAGACGCAUCAGCUGAGACCUUUGCCUGGAUGGCACAAAAGCCCAACCCUUCAGAUGUCGAACUCAAACCGGAUGGCAGUUCGUCGGAUGGCGAAUCAAGAAGUCAGGGGGCUGCUAGCGACGAAACAGACUCAGGCUCGAGGCAAAGCUACAGUUCCGAGAAUAGCAAUGUCGAAAUCAGCAACGCGGACACCUUCACACGCCAAGAGCGUCGAAGAAAGCUCGAAGAAGAAAAUUUGCAAAGACUAGUGACCUCGGAGAACUUUCUGUCUUUCUUGACUGCCGUCGGAGGCGGUUCGUACUUCAUCACAGGAAAGGCAGGCUCCGGAAAAUCAACACUCAUGAAGUUUCUGGCCAAUCACCAACAGGUAGCCAAAGAUUUAGCAAAUUGGGCAAGCGGAAGAAAGCUCGUUCAAGUUAGUAUGUUCUUCUGGAAUUCCGGCACUACGCUACAGAAAUCAUUGGAAGGCUUUUAUCGCACCAUCUUGUUUCAUACCUUGCGACAGAGCCCUGAGCUUAUCGAGGAUAUCUUCCCUACGUUUACGUGCACCAAUUUGACCGAGUCGAACAAAAAGAGACCUUCGAGUCUCAUUCAAGCCUUUGAUCGAUUAGCUCGAGUCGGAGCGUUUUCAACUCAUGCUUUCUGCUUCUUUAUCGACGGCCUUGACGAAUAUGAAGGUGACACACUGGAACAGAAGGACCUUGCCAUGAAACUAUUUUCAUGGUCGCGGGCCGACAAUGUCAAAACCGUGUGUUCGGGUAGGCCCUAUACGGCAUUUAUAGAUGUCUUCCGAUCGAACAAUCUUUUCGUCAGACUGGAUCAUCUCACUCGGGCAGACAUUCUGAGAUUCGCCAUCUCCCAAUUUGAGGAUAAUCUGAAAGAAGCAACAUUUGAUUGCGUUCGAUCCGCCUGUAUCGAACAGGCGGGAAAGAUCGUGGACAAAGCAGAAGGAGUCUUUCUCUGGGCAAGCCUCGUUGUGAGGUCCUUGCUCAAUGCUGCCUUGGAAUACGAGGACGAAGCCCAUCUUGUCCAACUGCUGAAUGAGUCUCCUACGGACCUCAAUGGCCUCUUCCGGAAAAUGUUGGGUAGCAUUCACAAUUCGGAGUCGCUGAGGCUAAGAUCGAAUUUCAUUUUCGAUCUGGCUGUUCAAUGGUGGACAGAAUAUGACGGGGUCAACGCUCUCACCCUCACGUGGCUCUCUGAGUUCAACUGGUUUCAGACUAGUUCCGAGUUUCCGUUCAACGCACGCAAACUUCCGUAUAAUGAAGAAGAAGUAAACAGAAGAGUCUCUGUUGCACAUCAACAACUUCAUUUGCUGACACGCGGGUUACUGGAAGUUGACAAGUCUAGAGAAAACUUUUACACACCCUUCUUCGUGUCUAGAAUCGGAUUUUUCCAUCGAAGUGUCAAAGACUUCCUUGAGACCGAGUGGCUGCCCAAGUUGGAUUUUAGGCCUCUGGAAUCGAUCCAAGUUCAAGCAGAAGUAUUCUGUCGGCUUAAAUCUGCCGAGGUGAAGUUCGCUCCACAGGCCACCCUUCAGACAUCAAACUCCGCUUACGAUAUCAUCAACAUGUAUAUGAGGCUCCUUAGCACGUUGUCAACAUUCAGAGUGCACUACGGCUACCAGGUGCCUCUGAAAUACAUAGAAGACAUCGAAAAGAGUGGCUGUGGCGAGGUGGCUGAGAACGAGACUGUUUUCUCCACUCCUUCGAAUGCCAGUGGUCCGUUGAUACCAACCUGGACAGCAUGUGCCAUGAUUCAGAGGGCCCAAAUGGUUGAAUCGAUGGAAGCUGAUACACGUGUCCGAAUGUCAUUUUUGCAUAUGGCGACAGUAUAUGGCGAAGAAAACUAUGUUCGCUGGCGCAUAGCCUCGUCGAAUUCGGAUCCGGUUUCAACAAUUGACGCCUCUGACACCAGUAUUCUACUGGCAGCAUAUGUCUCGGGAAAGACUGAUCUUGUACAGUGGCUACACAAGAAAGGUCUUCACCCAGGUAAUUUUAUUAUGUGUGUCGGUCUUUCAAGCAGCCAAGACCGAUACAGAAUUUCUAUCUGGGAAGCCUAUUUAGUCAGGCUUGCAUCUCGCGUCGCAGAACCCGAUUCCAGAUGGGUGGAUCACAUGGAUCCGAAGUCGGUAUUGGAGAGACUAUACCAGGUCUUUGAAUUAGCUCUUCAAGUUGGAGCUGAUCCAUCGAUAAGAAUUAUUGUUGAUCUCAGGAGAGAAGAGUCGCGCGACACCUAUGCAUAUAACGAAUCUGGCAUCAUCUCCAGUCACCACGUCGGGUUAAGUCAGCUGGUUACGAUUCACAAACCUAAGAACGAGGUGACGUUAUUGAGAUUGCUCGCGGAAAAACGUUCGUUCAGUCGUUUCUUCAAAAGAAAGUCAUUUAGAGAGAUCGCAAGGACAUCAAACCCCUCCGUGGAUAACAGACCUCUCAAUAUUGCCUCCUUUCCUACAAUUGACACGGACGAGCUAGCUAGGAGCUUCUGGAGU